GCUGACUUGGCGUCCAUAUUCGACCUCCUACUUGAUUCUUGAACUUUGUGACCAAUCAGUCACACGCCGUCGCUCCACUCGAUCCAAUUGGGGAGUCGGAACGGUGCCAGGAUACGCCCAUACGUGCCUUGAUUCGAGCCCGCGCCUACAAGGACCGAAGUCAAUUCAACCCUCAUGGAUGUCAUGAGAGACCUUCGAUCGUUCCUUCCUCUUCACGUUUCUUCCCCUUCAUCUGUACGAGAAAGGAAGCUGCGAUGGACGUCAGUGCAGGAAUUAUGGUCCAGCAUUAUGGAUCCUCGGGUUUCUUCCGUACAGCAUGCUCUGCUACAGGAUCUACACUGCAGAUAUUACCGUGAUUGCAUAGUUUCUUUCUGCGGGGUGGUUUUACUGCGAGUUUAGGAUACAAUACAGAAUUACCAAUGAGCAUGGUUGACCGUCCAGACUCGGUUAACGCCGGCGGACAGGCACCCAUCCCAAUUCCUUCCUUGGAACCUACGGGACCUACAGUGUUUACAGAUGACUUCAGUGACGAUACAGAGUCUGAUUACAUCCAAGACUCGCUCAGCAAGAGACGUCGACAUGGUGUGUAUUUCCACCGCCCUCCCGUUUGGUGGACGGCGUCUCCUUCCGAAACCGUCUCCCCUGCGUUUGACGACGACGUUGAAGACCCUCGAUUGCAUGGGAGAUACACGUCGACGAGUUUGAAUCGUGAUGGCGCUUUUGACAUAUUUGAAGAGCCCAGGAGCUUCUCUCCCCAGAGCUGGGAACAACACCUCUCAUGGAAGUUGGCUGCUGCAUCUGCCAAUGCGCUCGCCGAUCCGAGAUCUCUUUCGUGGGAGUCAGACCAAGCUAUUCCAUUACUGAAAGGAUGGCGACCUUACGGGACCGGGUGUCGCCCUCCACCUCCAGAGCAUCUCCGCAUGGGGACCAGCGAUCGUGCAUCAGAUAGAACGUGGUCUAGCCGAUAUUCACCCCAGAGCAUCUUGCGUCAGACUGCCCCGAAGCUUUGCACGCGCUUGCGGUCAUAUAAGGAUGUUCGGUUGGAGCUAGGGGAGAGAUGGGCCAUCCAGGAAGGAUCGCUGGUGAUAUGUCUAGAUCCGUCAUAUACCCUACUCGACCGUCGAGAGACUUUAGCCGACGAAUUUCAUCUGACUGCUGGCGAAAUCUAUGUCAUUUGUCGCCUGUAUGCCGACUUGUGGGCCCUAUGUGCCAAGGUCUCUCUCACACUCCCCGAGAAAUGUGCGACUGAGACAGGCCGGAACACGACAAGUCUAGGCUUCCUUCCUCUUUGCGCUGUAACCCUGGCGGCAAAUUUUGGUGGCUUUGCCCGAAGGUGUUGUAGGCCAUACUCGGAUGACCCGAGCCAGCCAGUGCAUCCAGGCAACGGGCUUCCAGUCAUGCCCCCACCCCGUUCCCAUAGCAUCAACGCGAGCAAGCAGAUCUUCCAGAGCACGAAGCCCGGUGUUUCUCUUCCCAACAUGUCGCUUGGCAGUUUGAGCAACCCGUUUCUCGAGGCGGAUACGGAGUUCAUCCCCCUGGACUCGACUUUGGAACAUGUGAUGGCGCGAUUUACGGAGAAAGGAGAACGCUUACGUCGAUUGAAAAGUCGAAUGUCAGGGCACAAAUCGUGGAAUGUUCCUAAAGUACCAGAUACAUGGCGCGUCCAUCUGGACAAAAAUGGCUAUUUCUCCCGUCUUCGCCAUCGAAGGUCCGAUUCCCAGACCUCUGACCAUGGACGCCGAUUUUACCUAGGCAAACAUCGGAGGAGUUCUUCCUCGGCUAGCGAGCGGCUGAAGAGUUUUAUUGGGAUUGCUUAAGCGUUCUCACAGUGUAUGUGGUGGCCAAUUUUGUUGGAUGGGUUUGUUGCCUCUAGCAUGCGAUGGCUGGUCGUUUCUGACAGAACGGUUCUUGUGGGAUAUUACCUGACGGAUGGGGUUUAUCAGUGGCGUCGGAAUACAGAUACGAGCAUGCACAUGCCGUAGUGGGGUAGGUUAGCUGUACGACUAGAAUGAAA
Messenger RNA from Aspergillus candidus, 2014 nucleotides. RefSeq lists its product as uncharacterized. The transcript has 2 exons. Lineage: Eukaryota; Fungi; Ascomycota; Eurotiomycetes; Eurotiales; Aspergillaceae. The record is from RefSeq and is a predicted model, not a curated record. Bases 420 to 1817 code for a protein of 465 amino acids.